AUGGGGAAUUCACCAUCAACACCUUCACAGGCGACCAGAAAGUCAACGGCACAUAUUCGAAGCUCGAGCCAGGGUACUCGAAAGGAUUCGAAUCUUGAAGAUGAAUUUAAUAAUCUGAUAUUACAUCAGGUAAAACAGCAACAAAAAUUAAUACCAGUUGGAUCACGAAAUCGAUCCCAGAGUAUUACUUAUGAUCAAUUUACUAAUGAUUUGAUUGAAGAUGAAUAUAAUGAGUUGAAUGAUGGAUUAAUUGAAACUGAUGCCACGGAAUUAAGUGAAGAUAUUAUAACUAAAAAGGAUGAGGAAGAGGAGCAAGCAGAAGUUGGAGGAGGAGUAGAAGAUAUGGAAAUUGAUCGAAAUACACCCACUCCGGAUUUGACCAAGGUUGAUUUCACCAAGAUUGUGGCUCCGCAACCUAAUUUGUAUUCAAAUACCGAUGAAGAGUUAUAUCAUGAAGAACAUCAGAUUGAUUACGUUAGUAAAGUUGGAUCUAAUAAAACGAUUCCGGUUGAGAUUAAAUGGGUUAAUACAACCAAGGAAGAGAUUCAUAAGAUUAGUAUAAUUGGAUCAUUUUCGAAUUGGAGAAGUGUUGUGAGAUUGAAACCAUCAAAUCUUCAUUCGAAUGAAUAUUUGACUACAAUUAAAUUACCUUUGGGAGUUCAUAAAUUAUUAUACAUUAUAAAUAGUGAAUAUCGGGUUAGUGAACAAUUACCAACGGCAACUGAUCAAGAAGGUAUUUUUUUCAAUUGGUUUGAAGUAUUAGAUUCAAAUCAUUUAUUUAAUCAUUCUGCAAAUCAACCAAAUCAUAUAAAUGCAUCAAGUGAUUAUGAUGCCAAUAUUAUCCAAAUUGCUGGCAAGUCAAAUGUUGAUUAUAUUCAUCAAAAAUCAAAUGAUUUAUUGGCUAAAGUAACCAAAGAAACUCCUGAUUUCGAACAUAUUGAACAUCCAAUUGAUGAUGAAUAUAUUUCUUAUAAUGAUAACUAUUCAAAUUCUUUUUUAGAUUCAAUUCCUCAAAAUUUACCUUGUUAUUCAAGUGAUAUUCCUGAAAUGUUUGUAAAUUAUGAUUAUUUCAAACUAAAGGGUCCCGAUUAUGAAUUACCUGAACCUCCUCAAUUACCAGCUCAUUUAAAUAACGUUUUAUUAAAUAAACUUUCAAAUAAUCAAUCUCAAUCUCAAGUUCAAUUACCUUCUCAAAAAUCAGAUAAAAGACCUGCUUUAAGAAGGGCUGAUAGCUCCUAUUACAACUCAAACAAAGAAGCUUAUCAUUUAAGUAUUCCAAAUCAUGUCAUCUUAAAUCAUUUAAUGACUACCUCCAUUAGAAAUGAGGUUUUAACCGUGGCUUGUAUUACAAGAUACUCUGGGAAAUUCGUUACUCAAAUAAUGCAUUCUCCAGCUGAAUGA
Hyphopichia burtonii NRRL Y-1933 is the source of this 1401-nucleotide messenger RNA. It is a transcript of the gene KIS2, whose product is annotated as Kis2p. The coding region runs from base 1 to 1401 and encodes 466 amino acids. The record is from RefSeq and is a predicted model, not a curated record. Gene Ontology annotation, cellular component: cytoplasm; nucleotide-activated protein kinase complex; nucleus. Gene Ontology annotation, molecular function: protein kinase binding. NCBI's taxonomy places the organism in Eukaryota, Fungi, Ascomycota, Pichiomycetes, Serinales, Debaryomycetaceae. The transcript has a single exon. Gene Ontology annotation, biological process: signal transduction.